Cyphellophora europaea CBS 101466 is the source of this 930-nucleotide messenger RNA. RefSeq lists its product as uncharacterized. Gene Ontology annotation, biological process: regulation of transcription by RNA polymerase II. Lineage: Eukaryota; Fungi; Ascomycota; Eurotiomycetes; Chaetothyriales; Cyphellophoraceae. Bases 1 to 930 code for a protein of 309 amino acids. The record is from RefSeq and is a predicted model, not a curated record. The transcript has a single exon. Gene Ontology annotation, cellular component: nucleus.
AUGGCCUCAACGGCGCACUCGAAAGCGUCGCGCUCGCCGCCCGACGACGUUCUGACACCUCCGAAUUCGGCACAACUAUCUCACGCAGUCCCCGCGGACGCCAUGGCAUCUGAAUUGCCGAUAUUGCCACAGCAGCCUCAUUUUCAGACCCGCUCACCAACCGCCGUGCGUCGGCUGUCACCACCGCCACGUAACAAGCAGAAUGAGAUCUGCUGCACUCACGCCGAGUGCCAGGGCAAGAAUGUUACCUUCCGUCGGCUUUGUGAAUGGAACAAGCACAUGGAUAGACAUGAGCGGCCUUACAAAUGCGAGCACCCGAACUGCCAGAACGCCCUAGGCUUUACAUACUCAGGUGGUUUGAUGAGACACCAACGCGAAGUGCACGGCUUGCAUCAAACAACCAAGUCUCGCCUCUUUUGUCCAUUUCCUGACUGCGUCCGCAAUGCAUCAGGCGAAGGCUUCUCCCGCAAAGAGAAUCUUGAAGAACACAAGCGACGCCGUCAUCCCGAUUCAAAGCUUCCUGAGGCCGAGUCUGUCGAUCAUGGCCCCCAGCACAAAAAGCGGAAGCGAAUCAUCACCCCGCUGCCAAGUGACAACAGCGUUGAACCAGAGUCCACAGACGCUGAGUACAAUGACGAUUCGUCGAUUGUUGCUCCUGCUUUGCAACCUUUGGAUGACAGCCCCGUGGUCAAAAGACUUAAGCAAGAGCUGCAACGAACUCGGGAGGAGCUACACAGAAUGGCCAACGAGAACAACAUGCUACGAGCACAGGUAACACAAUACUACGACCUGGUGCAAACGUUUCAGCCCCAGAUCUACAACGUCCAUAACGGUGCUCAGCCUGCACAUGGUCUGAUGGCGCAGCCUAGUGGUUACACCGGUGUUACUAAUCUCGGAUAUCCCAAUCUGCACUCGGCUUACAAGAAAUAG